CAAAAGUUUCGUAAACCCCUGGCUUCCUUCCCCGGAAGACCGUAUACGCUGCGUAUGGUCAAUUAUUCGCCAUAUCGGAUAUGUUCGUUCUGGACGAUCAAGUUGCAGGAAUUACCAGAAAUGUAAACAUGAUUUGGGCGACGCGCCGCAACGCGACGAAAACACGCUAGUGCUCCCAUAAACUUUAACUCUAUUUACCUAGGCACUUUCAACCCGAGCACAAUUCAACAACUUCAACCACGACCACGAAUACCGGAGCAAAUCGAGCAGGAUGCCACCAAGUCCGGUCCGCAAGCCUUUGGGUGCGAUCACCACAAAUCCAACUGUCCCUACAUCGGAUCCCACCACGAUGAAGAAGCAUGAACCUGCCAGUAAGAAGCGCAAAGCUUCCGAACCAGCUGUUCAAUAUGAUAUCGACGACGAAAUCUGCCAAACAGUUGACAUCAAUUGCAAUGCCGUACGAGCCAAAAUCCGACGCUUCCUUGAGUCUGGAGAGAUGAAAGUGGGCGAAUUCCAGCGCGCUAUUGGGACUAACAGUAAAUCAUACCAUACUUUCAUGAAUCAGAGUGGUCCCUACAAAGGAAACGGUUCUUCUGUCUACGGAAAUGCUUUCGCGUUCUUCAAGCACAGGGAAUUGAAUGGGGUCAAGAUCGCGAAGAAGGCGAAGGUUGUGGAAGCUGCCACUGCUAAGGGUGGAAAGGCAGACACGGAUUUUGAAGGCAUUAUGCUGGAGGGAGAAGAGGAGAACGAAGUUCCGGUCUACGAUUCCUGCGAUGAGAUUCGAAAGAAGAUCCGCAAAUACCUCAGAGAGACUAAUAUGUCACAAGCUGCUUUCUCGCGAGAGAUUGCAAAGUCGUUCCAUCCUGAGAAGAAGGUCAGCGGGUUGGCUGCAUUCAUGGCGAAGAAGGGACCAGCAGCAGGAAACACCAGUUCUGCAUUCUAUGGCAGCUACGUGUUCUUCGAGAAGAUGAGAGUCAGGGACCGGAAGCCAAAGACCGAGCAUCGUUUGGGCAUGGAGGAUGCUUGGGAUGGCUGCGAGCCCUUUGGUAGUGGGAAGCCUGGUAUGGACACCAAGAAGAUGAUCGACCGGGAAUCAUACAUUUUUCAUUCAACAAGACAAUCUACCAGAAUGAAUUUGGGAAGGCCACUGUGGGCUGGUAAGCUUGGAUGCUGUCGUGGUAAUCGAGACUAUGAUCAUUGGAGUUGGAGGCCUAUAGGUUGCGUUGGCGAAUUUUGUGGAGUUUUAUACCUUCUCUUUUGUGGCAAGACUUUGUACAAAACCUCCUAGAGAUGUUGCAUUAGACUUGUAAUAACACUGUCACCUUAGGGUUUCGGUGCGGCACUUGAGCCCAGAU
Molecule: messenger RNA, 1355 nt
Organism: Mollisia scopiformis
Lineage: Eukaryota; Fungi; Ascomycota; Leotiomycetes; Helotiales; Mollisiaceae
Exons: 2
Coding region: 272-1288 (338 amino acids)
Source: RefSeq, a predicted model, not a curated record